AUGGCACUCUCUCAGGUUGCGUAUUUGAUUCCAUUGAAAUCAGAUUUAAAGGAAGACGAAUCAUCCCCAAGGAUUACUUUAUCUCAAGGGCCAAACACAAUCGGUCGCGGUAACGUUUCAGUCGCCGAUAAGCGUCUCAGCCGCAAACAAAUCACCAUCAUCGCUUCCACUUCUGGCUCAGCUUCGUUAUCUGUGGAAGGAACAAAUCCGGUGGUUGUUAGGUCUUCCGGCGACGGAGAGAGGAAGAAAGUAAAUCCCCGUGAAGAGGUUUCAGUAACUAAUGAUGAUGUUAUUGAAUUGAUCCCUGGUCAUCAUUUCUUCAAGCUUGUUUUGUUACCUUGUGAAAACAAUGGAGAGAAUCAGAGAGGAAGCCAUGAAAGAGCUGCUAAGAAAGCUCGGAAGGCUGAAACACAAGGAGAUGGUGGUGAUGAUGAUGUAGAGGCGAUUCGUCGAUUUGUUCCACCUAAUGAGAAAUUACCUUCUACGUUUCGGCUUUUGAAUGUUAAUGGGUUGCCUGAUUGGGCUAAUACCUCUUGUGUUUCCAUUACUGAUGUUAUUGAGGGAGACGUUGUUGCUGCAAUCCUAUCGAAUUAUAUGGUCGAUAUAGAUUGGUUGAUGUCAGCUUGUCCGAAGCUGGCCAACAUUCCCCAGGUUAUGGUCAUUCAUGGAGAAGGUGAUGGUAGGCAAGAGUAUAUUCAGAGGAAGAAGCCAGCUAAUUGGAUUCUACAUAAGCCCCGGUUACCUAUUUCAUUCGGGACACACCAUUCAAAGGCUAUGUUUCUCAUUUAUCCUCGAGGAGUGAGAGUUGUAGUUCACACUGCAAAUCUGAUCCACGUUGAUUGGAACAACAAAAGCCAAGGUUUAUGGAUGCAAGAUUUCCCUUGGAAAGAUGAUGACAAAGAUCCACCUAAAGGUUGCGAAUUCGAAGGUGAUCUUAUCGAUUACCUCACUGUUCUUAAGUGGCGUGAGUUCACUUCAAGCUUACCUGGCCGCGGUAAUGUCAAGAUCAAUGCCGCCUUCUUCAAGAAAUUUGAUUAUUCCGAGGCCACGGUUCGAUUAAUUUCAUCAGUCCCUGGAUACCACACUGGUUCGAACUUGACAAAAUGGGGACACAUGAAGCUCCGAACGAUUCUUCAAGAAUGCAUUUUCGAUAGGGAGUUUUGCAGAUCCCCGUUAGUUUAUCAGUUUUCUUCCCUUGGUUCUUUAGACGAGAAAUGGUUGACUGAAUUUGGAGCUUCUUUGUCUUCUGGUAUAACAGAGGACAAAACUCCUCUCGGUCCCGGAGAUCCUUUGAUAAUAUGGCCUACAGUAGAAGACGUCAGGUGUUCUUUAGAGGGUUAUGCGGCUGGCAAUGCAAUUCCGAGCCCAUUGAAGAACGUUGAGAAACCAUUUUUGAAGAAGUAUUGGGCUGAAUGGAAAGCGGAUCACAGUGCUCGUGGUCGUGCAAUGCCACAUAUCAAGACGUUCACACGUUACAGCGACCAAAACCUUGCAUGGUUCUUGCUAACCUCAUCGAACCUUAGCAAAGCGGCAUGGGGAGCACUUCAGAAGAACAAUUCCCAGUUGAUGAUUCGUUCCUACGAGUUGGGCGUCUUGUUCUUACCAUCUCCAAUAAAAACACAAGGUUGUAAAUUUUCGUGCAUCGAGAACAACCAGAGUACUAUGAAGGCAAAACACGAGAUAGAGAAGAGGAGAAAGCUAGUGACAAUGACUUGGAAAGGAGACCGAGAUUUGCCUGAGAUAAUCUCCUUACCAAUUCCUUAUCAACUACCUCCUAAGCCAUACACACCCGAAGAUGUUCCAUGGUCAUGGGACCGAGGAUACUCGAAGAAGGAUGUGUACGGACAAGUCUGGCCAAGAUAG
Arabis nemorensis is the source of this 1863-nucleotide messenger RNA. Lineage: Eukaryota; Viridiplantae; Streptophyta; Magnoliopsida; Brassicales; Brassicaceae. The record is from the annotation of a GenBank genome assembly.